Arvicola amphibius (Eurasian water vole) is the source of this 2896-nucleotide messenger RNA. RefSeq names its product CD84 molecule (gene Cd84). The record is from RefSeq and is a predicted model, not a curated record. Gene Ontology annotation, cellular component: external side of plasma membrane. Gene Ontology annotation, biological process: regulation of macrophage activation; negative regulation of interleukin-6 production; positive regulation of monocyte chemotactic protein-1 production. Lineage: Eukaryota; Metazoa; Chordata; Mammalia; Rodentia; Cricetidae. The transcript is spliced from 9 exons. The coding region runs from base 249 to 1244 and encodes 331 amino acids.
GAGGUGUGCCAGGAUAAGGAAACCAGACGACUGAGGAGGGAAUAAAUCUUCAUUCUGUACUGGGCUUGCUAACACUUUACCUUAGCUGCUAACUCGUGUCAACUGAUGAGUCAAAUGAACUACAGUGGAGUUUUGGAGAACCCGUUCACCGUGCGUUAAGAGCUACCGGAAGCCCCAAAAGUGAAGUAAAACAGGCUGAUAGCGUCUGGCGUUCAUGCUUCCCUCAGAAGACUCCAGCCUGACCGGAGAUGGCCCAGAAGCACAUGUGGAUCUGGUUCCUUUGCCUGCAGACCUGGUCUGAAGCAGCAGGAAGAGAUGCAGAUUCGCUCCUGAUGUAUGGGAUUCUUGGGGAGUCGGUUACUUUCCCCUUAAAUAUUCAAGAGCCACAGAAAGUUAAGAACAUUGCCUGGACUUUUAAAUCAUCUGUUGCUUUUGUCAAACGACGUCUCCAAGGAGAAUCACCUGAAGUUACUGUGACCCAGGCGGUUUAUGAAGGACGAAUAGAUGUCAUAAAACAGAGCUAUGACCUAACCAUUAAAGGCCUGAGAACGGAAGAUGCAGGAACUUACAUAGCUGACAUAAAUAUAGAGAAUUCCCCCACCACCACAAAACACUACCAUCUUCAUAUUUACCGUCGGCUUGGAAAACCAAAAAUUACACAGAGUUUAAUAACAGUUGUCAACAAUUCUUGUAAUGUCACACUGACCUGCUCUGUGGAGGAAGAAGAAAAGAAUGUAACUUACAGUUGGAGUCCCUUGGGAGAGAGAAGCAACGUCCUUCAAAUCUUCCAGUCCCCUGAGGAUCAAAAACUGAAUUACACAUGUACCGUCCAGAACCCUGUCAGCAACAGUUCCAGCUCUGUCACUGCCCAGCAACUCUGCACAGACAUUUCCAGCUCCCUCCUCCGCCAUGCUGUGUUGCCAAGUGGAGUGGCUGUUGCUCUCCCUCUGCUUUUUCUCAUUCCACUUCCAGUAUUUCUGUUCUAUUUUUACAAGAGAAGGCGCGAUGGGACUGACCUGGAAGGUGAUAUCUCAAAGGAAACAGCAUACUCUGAAGUUUCAAGAAAUGCUCAUUCCAUGGAGUCCAGAAUCUAUGAUGAAAUCCCUGAGGCCAAGGUGCUGCCCCGCAAGGAAGAGCCAACGAACACCAUUUACUCCUCAGUGCAGCCUUCUGAAAAGGUGUGGAAAAACAACAUGAAGGAUGACAGACUUUCCAAGACUUUGGGUAAUGAAAUUGUCGUCUAGCCCCUUGCCUGAAGCUCGGUAACUGGGUAAAAGCACACUGAAUGCAGACACGGGGGCGCGGUGCGCAGCAACACUGGAUGAAAUCAUCAAGAUUGCUCACGUUUAAAGAAGACUGAAGAUAGCUGGAAUUAUCAGGUCUAACUGCAGCAUCACUGCCCGACAGCUGUGGGAAGAUAUCAAUCAAUAUUGGACACUUGGAUGUUCUGUGCAGACUCAACGUGCAUAAGGAAACCUGAUGCAAAGCCUCCACAGUUGCUACAAGAACCUUAAGCAACUUAGGAAAGGCAUGCUUGGAGUAUAAGUAACCCCUCACUUGAACGCAUGGCAUGGCAAGCCAAGUAUAGGCUACCCCUUCUCAUUCCUCAAUUCAGGAGCCGUCAUGCAGGACACAGCUGCUGAGUUGUGGCCCUAAGCCAGGCUGAUAUAUUCUCUAGAGUACAGACUAGACUGCUGGAAAUCUUCAGAAGCCUCAUAAGAUUUCCUGUCUGGCCAGGCUUGCCUUCCCUGUGUAUUACUUCAGACAGCCUCAGUGAGAAGACACCAUGCCCAAGAGCCUCACUCUCCAAAAGAAAUUGGCCAGCUACAUUUCUGACACCCUGAAGGAAGUGGGUGCAACUAAACCAUCAAACCAAGAGAUCUUGAGGACUGCAGAGUCAUGCACAUAAGAGGGAACCUAGGAAAUGACAUUGCAGAUGGUGAAACUGGCUUCACCCCAGCUGCUGUUUCAGCUCAGACCGGCACAGGGUUCAAGCUAAGGAGGAGUUCCUUCACCCCAGCACUCCCCCCCCACACACACACACACAAGCUCAAAACCAGCUGCCAGUCAUGAGGAAGAAUUUCCGUCUGGACAGGGCAGCAUGUGAUCAUUUGAGGCCAUGGCUGUCUUUUGUGUCAACAAUCCUUACCAGCUAAAUCUCAAAUGCCCAGGGAUACCAGGCUCCACAGUAGGAAUGAGCUGUAUUUGGGUACAAUAAAAUUGUGUGUCCCACAAAGGUCCUGGGCACAUUUGAAAGCGUGAGAGGUACUGCUAACUUGUCUUCUGAAAAGGUUAAACUGAUUUUCGUUUUCAGUAAGUGUGCUGGUGUCCUUAUACCCUCGCUCUGCCUAUCUGACAGGUGAAAUUUUUCUCCCAUAUGCCCAAAUACUUACUGUUGAUUGUAUUCAUUCUGUUUUGAAAAUUUGUUGAUAUCUGUCGGGUCCCAAAGAAACCUGGGACAAAUGGAUAACUGAGUUGCCUGUUAGCAUACCAAAGAGCACGCUGGCCAGGCCCACUCAGCCUGUGGCUCCUUUCUGCUCUUCCCACCCCACCCCCUAGCCUAACCCUCUCCAGCCCAGGGGCUUCACUUCCCUUCCCAGCCUCUGUUCCUCUCUCUCUCUCUCUCUCUUUCUCUCUCUCUCUCUCUCUCUCUCUCUCUCUCUCUCUCUCUCUCUCUCUCUGUCAGUCUUCCUUCUCUCUUGGUCCUCUUGGUCCUCCUCUCUCCUCUCUUCCACUCUCACUCUACCCCCUACCCCCUCUUUCUCUCCUUUCAUGGUGUGGUCUAUUCUGCUGGCUUUGUUCAAUCUGCCACUUUCUCUCUCUGCUCUGGAAUCCUUCAGACACCCCUGGCUAUACACUCCCUCAUGUCUACAAUAAAACCUUAUCUCUAACCAUA